This is a messenger RNA of Catharus ustulatus (Swainson's thrush), 387 nucleotides long. Its product is annotated as trefoil factor 1-like. The transcript has 4 exons. NCBI's taxonomy places the organism in Eukaryota, Metazoa, Chordata, Aves, Passeriformes, Turdidae. Bases 1 to 387 code for a protein of 128 amino acids. Gene Ontology annotation, biological process: maintenance of gastrointestinal epithelium. The record is from RefSeq and is a predicted model, not a curated record.
AUGGAUCUGAAGGUGGUCUGUGCACUCUCCAUCUCCCUCAUCAUAGCCCUCAGCACCCUGGCAGAGGGAGUUGCACCUCCAACAAAAUGCCAGUGUAAAAUGGUUCCCAGGGAGAGGACAAACUGUGGCUACCCGGGGAUCUCAGCAUCAGAGUGCAAGAAAAUUGGGUGCUGCUUCAACGCUUCAGUCCCCAGCGUCCCCUGGUGCUACAGUCCUAAACCAAAGAAAGUGAAGAAAGUGUGUCCCACCGACCCCCACCACAGGAUAAACUGUGGCCACCCUGGCAUCAAGCCCUGGGAGUGCACAAGGAAGGGCUGCUGCUUCAGGGCACACCCUGCUGGGGUCCCCUGGUGCUUCUACCACCGCAACGUGGAGGAAGCUUGUUAA